AUGACAACCACAACCACAGCUCCGACCUCAACAACUGUAGCUGCUUCCACAACCACUACUGCAUUCCCUACUACAACCACAACGGAAGCUUCAUCCACAACCACUACUGCAGCCCUUACUACAACCACAACGGAAGCUUCUUCUACAACAACUAUAGCACCUACGACAGCCACAACAACAUCCCCUUCGACAACUGCAGCUCCUACAACAACAACUGUAGCUCCUACAACUCCAAUCAAAACUACAGCUUCUACUACGACAAUAAUUGCAGAACCUGCGACCACCACAACUGAUCUAGCUACUACGACAACCACAACAGCAGCUCCUACAACAACAACCGAAACACCUACGACAACCACAACAACAACAACCACAACAACAUCCCCUUCGACAACUGCAGCUCCGACAACAACAACUGUAUGUCCUACAACGCCUAUCACAACUGUAGAUACAACUACCAUUUUAACUCCUAUGACAACCACAACCACAGCUCCGACCUCAACAACUGUAGCUGCUUCCACAACCACUACUGCAUUCCCCACUACAACCACAACGGAAGCUUCUUCUACAACAACUAUAGCACCUACGACAACCACAACAACAUCCCCUUCGACAACUGCAGCUCCUACAACAACAACUGUAGCUCCUACAACUCCAAUCAAAACUAUAGCUUCUACUACGACAAUAAAUGCAGAACCUGCGACCACCACAACUGAUCUAGCUACUACGACAACCACAACAGCAGCUCCUACAACAACAACCGAAACACCUACGACAACCACAACAACGACAACCACUACAGAUUCUACGACAUCUACAACAAGCCCAACACUCCGACAACAACAACUCUCCGACCUCAACAACUGUAGCUGCUUCCACAACCACUACUGCAUUCCCUACUACAACCACAACGGAAGCUUCAUCCACAACCACUACUGCAGCCCUUACUACAACCACAACGGAAGCUUCUUCUACAACAACUAUAGCACCUACGACAGCCACAACAACAUCCCCUUCGACAAUUGCAGCUCCUACAACAACAACUGUAGCUCCUACAACUCCAAUCAAAACUACAGCUUCUACUACGACAAUAAUUGCAGAACCUGCGACCACCACAACUGA
Molecule: messenger RNA, 1122 nt
Organism: Salmo salar (Atlantic salmon)
Lineage: Eukaryota; Metazoa; Chordata; Actinopteri; Salmoniformes; Salmonidae
Source: RefSeq, a predicted model, not a curated record